Molecule: messenger RNA, 1287 nt
Organism: Ipomoea nil (Japanese morning glory)
Lineage: Eukaryota; Viridiplantae; Streptophyta; Magnoliopsida; Solanales; Convolvulaceae
Product: thaumatin-like protein 1
Exons: 3
Coding region: 190-1170 (326 amino acids)
Biological process (GO): defense response
Cellular component (GO): extracellular region
Source: RefSeq, a predicted model, not a curated record
AGUUAGAUAUAUACACAUCCAUUAUAUUAUCCAUAGCACCACCUUCCCCUCCCUCUCUAAAACUAUAUACUUGUGUCUCUGAAUCUAUCAAAAACAUAAAUUUUCUCAUAUAACCUAUAUAUCCAUAAACUUUUUUAGCUUGAUCAUCAUACUAUCUAUCAGUCUGUAGUUUGAGUGGGAAAUCUUCAAAUGUCACCAACUUUUGCUUCUUGUCUGCUGUUCUUCAUCCUCAUUGUUCAAGGUGCUAGAGGAGCGACUUUUAUGUUAAUUAACAAAUGCGGUUAUACGGUAUGGCCGGGAGUUCUGGCCAAUGCCGGCAGUGCCGGAUUGGAUAGCACCGGAUUCGAGCUUGCGCCGGGGGCGUCACGGGGUUUUCAGGUGACGUCAAGUUGGUCCGGCCGGAUCUGGGGGAGAACCGGCUGUAAUUUCGACGCCGGCACUGGACAGGGAAGCUGCGCCACCGGCGACUGCCGGUCCAAUCAGGUGGAAUGCAAUGGCGCCGGUGCAACACCUCCGGCGACGCUGGCGGAGUUCACGAUCGGGAGUUCGGGCGCUGAUAAUAAGGACUUCUAUGACGUCAGCCUGGUGGACGGAUACAACUUGCCAAUGCAAGUGGAAGCCAUUGGCGGGACCGGAGCGUGCGGGUCAACCGGCUGCGCCGCGGACGUGAACCGGAUUUGCCCGAAGGAGCUCCGGUCCGGAGACGGGCUGGCAUGCAGAAGCGCGUGCGACGCAUUCGGCAACCCGGAAUACUGUUGCAGCGGCGCGUACGGUUCACCUUCGACAUGUCAGCCGUCGAUGUACUCGGAAAUGUUCAAAAAUGCGUGCCCCAGAUCAUAUAGCUACGCCUACGAUGACGCCACCAGUACUUUUACGUGCACAGGCGCCGAUUAUAGAAUUACAUUCUGCCCUUCAACCACAAGUGGGCAGCAAAAGUCUUCAUCGUCGUUGCCGGCGGCAGCAGGAGCAUCGUCGGCGAGUGGACCUCCGGCAGCGGCGGAGGAUUCGGGACCGCAGGACGGAAUUGUGUUUGGGAAUUCAUGGUUGGGAUUCAUAACGGGAGAUUCAUCGACGACAAUGUCGCACUUUGCCUUGCAUUCCAAGUCUCCGCUGACCUCAGCUAUUGCCUUUUUUAUUCUCUCUUUUCUUCACUUGCUCUUAGUAUUAUGAACGAAACGAAUGAACAGCUUUUCCAAUUAUUUUUUUUAAAUAUUUUUUUAUCCAUGUAUAAACAUCAUGGUACGUGACUUGGGAUACGCGUUUGAGGAGGAAUUAAAGCAGACCAAA